Molecule: messenger RNA, 945 nt
Organism: Colletotrichum acutatum
Lineage: Eukaryota; Fungi; Ascomycota; Sordariomycetes; Glomerellales; Glomerellaceae
Product: ubiquinone/menaquinone biosynthesis methyltransferase
Exons: 2
Coding region: 1-945 (314 amino acids)
Biological process (GO): ubiquinone biosynthetic process
Molecular function (GO): methyltransferase activity
Source: RefSeq, a predicted model, not a curated record
AUGGCGACCCGACGCGCCCUCCGCUCCUCUUGGAGCGCGCGAUCUCUUUCGAAUCAGCUCAGCACAUCCCCAUCCCCUAUCUCCCGCCCCUUCGCAAUCGCCUCCCGAUCCAUCAACACCUCAACCGACCCUUCCGACGGCAAGACAACGCACUUUGGCUUCAAGACUGUCCCCGAGUCUGAGAAGGCCGACCGUGUCGCCGGCGUCUUCCACAGCGUCGCCGACUCUUAUGACCGUAUGAACGAUCUCAUGUCCUUUGGUUGGCAUAGAAUAUGGAAGGACCACUUCGUCUCCGGCCUCCAGCCAGGCCUCUCAGCCUCCAACCCACCCACUCCUCAACACAUCCUCGACAUCGCCGGCGGCACUGGCGACAUUGCCUUUCGCAUGCUCCACACGGCGCACAACAUCAACCACAACCCCGACGUCCGCGUGACGAUCUCCGACAUCAACCCCUCCAUGCUCGCCGUCGGCCGCGACCGUUCCCGAUCUCUCCCGGCCUCCCAGCAGGCCGCCAUGUCCUGGCUCGAGGCCAACGCCGAGAAGCUCCCCGAAGGCGCCAUCAAGGACAACUCGAUCGACCUCUACACCGUCGCCUUCGGCAUCCGCAACUUUACAAACAUCCCCGCCGCCCUGCGCGAGGCCCACCGCGUGCUCAAGCCCGGUGGUGUCUUCGCCUGUCUCGAGUUCAGCAAGGCCGACGACUACCCGCUCUUCAACGCCAUCUACAAGCGGUGGUCCUUUAGCGGUAUCCCCCUCAUCGGCCAGCUCGUCACUGGUGACAGGGACAGCUACCAGUACCUCGUCGAGAGUAUCGAACGGUUCCCGAGCCAGACGGAGUUCAGGGACAUGAUCAAGGAUGCCGGAUUCGUUGUCUCGGGCGAGGGUUAUGAGAACUUGACUGGUGGUGUUGCCGCCAUUCACAAGGGUAUGAAGCCUAUUGCGUAA